Dichomitus squalens LYAD-421 SS1 is the source of this 2865-nucleotide messenger RNA. RefSeq lists its product as uncharacterized. Lineage: Eukaryota; Fungi; Basidiomycota; Agaricomycetes; Polyporales; Polyporaceae. The record is from RefSeq and is a predicted model, not a curated record. Bases 1 to 2865 code for a protein of 954 amino acids. The transcript is spliced from 9 exons.
AUGGCGGACUUAGGCUUUCUCAACGAUCUGCUCACCUUAUCCCCCUUGCCACCUUCUUCCCCGCUGAGCGAACUGUCUGCGAUACCCACCGACCCGCUGGAACCCAUGGACGAGACAGUCAACAAGGACGCAGAUGAAAACCGCCGCGAACGUCUGUGUCUUCUUGGUGGAGAUGGCACCAUUGCGCGAGAUGAGCUUCGUCAUGAAGCCGCUGAGGGUCUCAAGGCUCCCGAGGCUCUCGAUAACGCGCCAGAGAGGAGGGACGUCGAGCCAGAGCAUGUGCACGACAACAACGCAAAGGCCGUCCUGGAAAAGCUCAAAUUACAUGGUCAGACAUGGGGUGACUUCGUGGAGUGGAUAUCGACACCCACCUCAGGAGCCGCUCAGCAGCGAUACGACGGCCUCUUCAGGCCCCGAGAACGGCAGACCGGGAGGUCACAGGUGGUGCGCAUUCUAGACCUGUGGACGACCAAGAACUCCCCUACUGGCCGACGGGACGUUCGGACCUGGGCUACAGAGUACAUGGAGAGAGUGGUCAGCCAGGAAGCCACGAAGGCGACUCUUGACGGUGUGCUCAUGACCAGGCGGCAGCCCAUUUCGGGCGAUUUCUUCCUCUCCCUCAGCCUGUCUUCCAUCCACGACAGAGUACGCACCUUAUGCCCAACAAUGGCCAGCAUCAUGUUCGCUUUCAGCACGACAACCCGUCAACUCAAAGACAACACUGUCGCGCAAACCAGCCGUGACAGAGCGCGACUGCGCGUUGGUUUCGCAAUGACAACCCUGUUAGGAGAGCGGAGUCAACAGAACAGUCUGAUGAGGAAUCUCAUCGGGCUGUACAUGUACAUGAACGGAGCAUCGUGCCAGCUGAUCGCCAUAAUGUCGAGCAUAGGGGUUUCCAGUAGUUAUACAGACCAAGGAGGCGCGAUCGAGGACGCGAUCGAGCGCCCGUCCACAGCGACCUCGCGCGCUUUGGACCUCCUCUCACGCGGCGCUGGUUUACUCCGCCGCAUCUCGGAGUCUUGUCGCCUCUCUGCUCGCGAUUGUGGCGAGACUACUGUCUUAGGUCACGUUUACGAUAAUAUCAAUAUGGUCUUCAAGGUUGCUGAGCAGAUCCUGGGUCGCAAAGACACGCAGGAGAAUGGGACAUGCGCUACAGUAUUUCCUCUCCAUGACGCCGCCCCCGACAACAUGAAGACCGCCGAUCUCCUCGCGACCUUCGAUGCAGCUGCGCCCUUGGCCAUGGGGGACAUCUAUCAUACCCCAGCUGAGGCCCAACUUUUUCGUAAAUCUCUCGAACACACAAUUCUACGUACCAUCAUCUCCAGCUCCGAUCUGUUUGCCCGCUUCCGCGCCGACGCCGAUGCCUGCCUACCAGCCACCGACGACCAGAUGUCCCUCCACAAAACGGAGACGUACCCUUUGCCCGCCAUGAACAUCGACGAAUCAAGUCCAACUGGAAACACCGAAGUUCUCGAUACGAUUUUCACAGAGCUCGAGUACGCACGUCGGCGGCCUAAUUUCCCUGCAUUCGCCGCACUCGUUUUUGGCGACCAACUCUCCAUCUCUCGCUCGCGUACAAUUAUAUCUAACCGCGCUGGACAUGAAGACAGUGCCCAGUCCUAUGCCAACAUCGUCUUUGGGCCAGGCUUCUUCCAUCACCAGAUGGCUGUCACCCACGGAAUCAUUGAGACGCACUUCGGCGACCCCACGGCAGGCCAUCGAAACCCUGCCUCUCUCUCCUUUUUCAACACAGUACUCGAUCGCAAGCCCAUCGUUCCCUCCUCCCUCCCACCCUAUCGCGUUUGUCGCAACCUUAUUUUUACGACUCUUUCGGCCGCCUCGCUGCAUUGCCUGGGGCUUGUCUGCGGCGCUGAGUCCUUAGAGAAGUAUACUGCUGAUCUCUCAUUCCGAACGCUUAGAAAAGAUAUCACAAAGAUCUAUGACAGGAGGAAGUUGGGGAGCCCCUUCGAUUCAUAUUCCCAGCCGUUGACGAGCGGCGAUAUGGUAUUUGAGAAUGCAUCUCUCUUCAUACGCGACGCCUUGGUAUUUCGCGAGUUUACAGACGCCAUCAAGGGGGGGUACUCAGGCCGCAUCGUUCGCGCACUGAAGAUACUCACGUUCAUGUACCGAGGCAGCGGUCGCCUCAAGUAUGCCCACGAAUGUCUCCACCUUAUCCACAACUUGACACGGGUCUGGCCUGGCCCUCUUCGAGCUAUCAUGAUCAAUAAUUGGCUUGUCAACCCGACUGGCAAGCCAAACGCCUGGGUACCUGUCGAUCUCCUUCAAGAGCACAUGAAUUUCUGGAUCAAGAUGGUCUCUCCAUGCAUCUCCGUGUUCAGGAAGCUUGCCCUCCAGAUGAAUGAGACCCUCGGCGCGAACCUGGGGACGAAGCACCAUUCACCGGAUCUUCAAAAGGACUUCGAGUCACUCUGCGACUUGAUGCGCGGGAAUGGUGUGUUCCGAGUGGAACCAGGGCGCGUACUCCGCGACAUGUCCAACACCGAAGUUCCCAACGUUGUCGCCAGCGGUCUCAAGCAGCUCUCCGGCCCUUUAUUCGAGUACAACAAGACAUUCGAACAACUGCAGCGCCGCCGUCGUGAGACUCCCCUUGUCAGCCCGCCCUCGAGUCCCCAUACCUCGCCCGCCUCCUCGCCAUCCACUGUUGACACCUUCCCCCUCUCUGGUGUGGUGCUCCCCAGUGCGCAGAUUGCGACUUUUGCUUCAGAUAGGGAUGACAUGCCACGCUCGCAAUCGAGGGGCGAAGAAGACGACGAUUAUUGGCGCCACUACGACGCCGAUGAAUACGAACCGCGCGCUGCUUUUGCGGAGGAGGAUGAGCCUUCAAUGGACUUGGAAGAUUGGUGA